GAAGAAGAAGAAGAAGAAGAAGAAGAAGAAGAAGAAGAAGAAGAAGAAGAAGAUAGCUACAGAAGUCGGCCACAGGAGACGGUCAGAGAAACAGCCGGAGUGAACGGCCAGAGGUGGUGGCUACGGGAGAUAGCUACGUGAGACGGCUGCAGAUGGAGUGGCAGAUGGAUCGGGCUGGCUACAGAUGUUGGUUGUAGGAGGAUGGAGGUGGACUGGGGGUUUGGAGAUGAAGGCCUGGCCCAAGGAGUACUACUGUAUCUGGAUGCUGCAGAGGAGCGGGUGGCCAACUGUAAGAGUGGGGACUGCUAGGUCACCACUAAAGGGUUCGCUGGGAACCGGAGGAUCGGUCGGACCAAGCCGGACGUGUGGAAACAGUAGAGGACCACGUCCCCCACAUCCCCCGUUUUGGGCCAGUUAAGACUCUGUGUUGUGUAUUGAUCAUUCCUCAGUAAUGUCUCCUUUUUAACUAGUUGUCUUUUAAAUAAAUUAUUGUAUCUUUUUAUCAGCUUGAUUGAGUCUAUGUGCACAAUCCUUGCAGGUUAUUUGUAUAAGAAAGAGAUUAAGCCUCUCAGGCAUUACACAGGGACUAAUGAGAUGCAAGACAUUAUUGGGUAAAACAAACAAAUAUGGCAGGACAGAGGAAAAGCAUUGGGAGUAAUAUCUGGAGUAUCAACUGAUUUGACGGAAGAAGAGAUUAAAGGUCAUGUGAAAGGAGCUCGGGUGAUUAAAGUGAAGCGCUUGUUUGUUACAAGGCUAGGAGUCAAAAGUCCUAGCAAGUCAGUUAUGUUAUUCAUAGAUGUGGAUAAAUUGUAAUGAUUGGGUAUGUCAGUUACACAAUAAGGCAAUACAUCCCUCCACCAACCAGGUGAUAUAAAUGUCAAAGGUUUGGACAUACUGCUGCAGCUUGCAGAGCUAAAACCAGGUGUGCCAAGUGUGGAGGUGAGCAUGAGUAUGGGAAAUGUUCUGAAGGAACUAAGUUAAAGUGUUGGAAUUGUGGCGGGAACAUAGUGCUGCAUUUAAAGCAUGUGGAGCUUAUAAAAGAGCAGUGCAGAUACAAAAUGUAUGAGUAAAGAAAAACGUUACCUAUGCAGAUGCAGUUAAAAAGGUAAGUGAUUUAAAUGUUAAUGCUAAAAGCAUUUCUGUGCCCCAAACUCAAACAACAGAGCAAAUGCAAAGCCAGAGAAUCCUAGGAAGUACAAUGAUUGUUGAGAAGAGGAAGUUUGUUGCAUUUAUUGUGGAAGUAAUAAAUUGUUCAGCACAGACAGAUAGUAGAACAGAGUGAAUUAAAAUAACAAUUAAAGCAGCAGAAAAAUACUUUGAGAUGGAAAACUUGUCUUUGGAGUCAAUCAGUGGAGUUUUAAAAAUGGGGAUAAAUGAAAGUCAACAAUCCAGAAAUGAUUUGAUGGUUUUAUCCAUAAUACAGUGGAAUGCUAGAAGCUUAAUUGCUAAUGGCCAAGAUUUUAAAUAUUUUAUUGAAAGACAGAAUGUUAAACCAAAUAUAGUCUGUAUUCAAGAAACCUGGUUAAAAGCUUCACUUGAUUUUAUUCUUAAUGGAUAUGUAGCAUUAUGUAAAGAUUGCUAUAUUUGUUCAGCAGGGUAUUAGUUAUAAAGUUUUGAACAUAAAUGAAGAAAUAGAAGUUAUAGGGGUUGAAGUAUGGAUUAGUAAAUCAAAGUUUAAUAUAAUUAAUUUUUAUAACCCUUGUAGUAAGAUAAGUAGAGAAAGACUUGAUAGUGUUUAUGUGAAGGAAGAUGAAAGAAAUAUUUUAUGUGGAGAUUUUAAUGCUCAUAAUACAUUAUGGGGAAGUAAAAGAACUGAUGAAAAUGGGAACGUAAUUGAGGAAUUUAUGGAUGAUUAUAAGCUAAUUUGUCUAAAUGAUGGAAGAGAUACUAGAUUUGAUGUAGGACAUGGAGCAGAAUCUGCAAUUGAUCUUACUAUAAUAUCAGAUCAGAUAGCAGGAAUUAGCCAAUGGGAAGUAAUUAAUGAAAACAACCUUGGAAGUGAUCAUUAUCCUAUUCUGCUUAAGUUGCAUAGUUUUAAGGUAGUAACUGAAGGAAAUAGGUAUCCUAAAUGGAGAAUGAGAGAGGCUAAUUGGGCAAUAAGAUGGCAAAUGAUAAACUUAUUGAGAUUAUGUCAAAUUUAAGCAAUAAUAUUGAAGAAUUAAAUAGUUAUAAAUAUAAUAUGUGAAUCUGCAGAAAAGACCAUUGGCAAAUCUACUGGAUUAAAGGAAAAUAAAAUGGUUCCUUGGUGGAUCAAUGAAUGUAAAGAAGCUAUAAAAGUUAGGAAUAAAGCAUUUAGAAUGUUAAAAUUAAAUCAUUCAUCUAAUAAUUUAGUAAUAUACAAAAAAGCACAGUCUAAAGUUAAGAGAAUAGUUAAAUUAUCUAAAAAGAAUUAUUGGAGGGUUUUUGAAGUACAACUGGAACAGAAGUUAAAGAAAACAAGAUCUGGGGAAUAAUUAGAAAGAUGGGAGGAAUCAGAAGGGAUUUUUCUUUAGCUAUAAUUAAAGAUAAUCAGUGUGAAGCUAUCACAAACAAGGAAAAAGCAGAGAUGUUUGCUAGAUCCUUUGUGGAGCUGCAUAGUUUAAAAAAUUGAUCAAAGGAAAAAUUAUUAUGGAGAUUGGAAAUGAUUGAAGAUAAUAGAGAGAUUUUAGGUGUUUUAGGUAAAGAUUUAACAUUGUUUGAAACAAAUAGAGCUUUGAUUGGAGUUAAGAAUUCAUCCCCAGGUAAAGAUGGCAUAUGCUAUAUGAUGAUUGAGCAGUUAUCGGAUGCUGCUAAAGGAGAAGUUGUAAAGUUAUACAAUAAAGUACGGGAACAAGGUGAAUUGCCCUCUAGUUGGAAACAUUCAGUCGUUGUACCAAUAGUAAAGCCAGGUGAGAAUGAAGUUGCGGUAAAAAGUAAUAGGCCUAUAGCUCUUACAUCUAAUUUAUGUAAAUUGAUGGAGAGAAUUAUAACUAAGAGAUUAAUGUAUGAAUUAGAAAAAAGGUUUUCUAUCUCCUUAUGAGAGUGAUUUCAGGAAGGACAACUAUAGAUCCAAUUGUUUGUUUAGAAAAUGAGAUAAGAAAGGUUCAGAUAAAUAAAUAAAUUCCCCUGUCUACAUUUUUUGAUAUUGAAAAUGUCAUGUUGGAUUUGAGUUUCUUUACCCACAUGCAGGUUCAGACAUUAGACUGGAAGAUUUUUGAUUCAAAGAUUUAUUCACAGUUAUUAUUGAAUGUAUUGAGCCUAAGUUGUCCUCUGGGAUCGGGAGUGGCUGGGCGGCUCAGGUACUGCUUGGAGAGGGGAGAGGUUAGUAGGAGCUGGAGUGAGAGGAUCUUGACAGGGAAAUGGAGGGAAAGGCUUACAGUUCAUUUGAUGUAGUAUUGCCGUGGAGGAGGUAGGAUUCGUUAGUGCAAAAGGCUCCGAGAAGGUUGCGGGGCUCGGGCGGCAGACGAGAGCGUUCAGUCCGGUUGGCAAUCAGUGUUUGCGUUCGGGUGGGCGUGGUUCCUAGCUGGGUCCAGACAGUACAUCCAAAAUCUGAGAAAAAAACACAAAGAUUGACUUAAUCCUUGGUCAACAUGAAGCUUGGCAAAACGUUGGGAUUGACUCUGACCAACAAGUGGGACCAUCGAGCGAUGAAUGGCUGCUCCACCGCUUCUUAAGAAUCCUGCAGCCGAUUUCAGAAAUCCGCUUCAGGUGCGUCAGCCUGCCAGAACGCUCCCACGAAGAUUGUCUAUUCGGAGGAGCACUUACACCAACUUGAAUCCUAACAGAAAAAGCGCACGACAUGCUUUGGAAGGAGGGUUUAUUAAUUAAGAUGGAUAAAAUGGGAAUAAAAGGAAAAAUGUUUAAUUGGAUUAAAGAUUUUUUAAAGAAUAGAACAAUAGAAAUAAGAGUUGGAGUAAAUGAUUCAAAUAUAUAUGCUAUACAAAAUGGAACUCCGCAAGGCAUUGCUUUUUAAUAUAAUGAUUCAUGAUAUUUUUGAUCAUACAUAUUUUAGAAUUAGUAAAGCUUUAUAUGCAGAUGAUGGAGCAGUAUGGGUCAGAGGAGGCAAUAUUAGUAUUUUAAAAAAUAGAAUGCAAUCAGCAAUUAAUAGGUUUGAAAGAUGGUCACAUGAAUGGGGGUUUCAUUUGUCUGUUAAGAAAACACAAAUAAUAAGUUUUUCAAAGAAAAGAGUUAAUCCUACAGUAGAUCUUAGAUUAUAUUAGCAAAAGUUAAAGCAGGUAAAUAUUGUAAGGUACCUUGGCAUAUGGUUUGAUGUAAAACUUUCAUUUAAGAUGCAUGUACAGAUGAUUAUUGAUAAAUGUAAAAAAGGCAUUAAUAUUUUGAGAUGUUUGUCAGGGAGUGAUUGGGGAGCAUCAAGCACAUCUUUGAAAAUAAUAUAUGAUGUUUUAAUUUGUUCUGUGUUGGAUUAUGGAUGUAUUGUUUAUAAGUCAGCUGCAAAUUCUUGAUUAGAUUUAGAUCAAAUCCAAGCUAAAGCCUCAGGAUCUGUUGUGGGGCUUUUAGAACGUCUCCAAUUCCUGCUCUCCAGGUCAUUACCGGAUAAAUGCCAUUAGACUGAAGGCGAAUGCAACUGUCAGCAAAUUAUUGGUUAAAUUUACAAUGGCAUGAAGAAAAUCACCCUACUAAACAAGUAUUCAGAGAAUGUUGGGAGUUUGGCCAUAAUAUAAGGUGUUUUGGAUGGGAAGGAAAUAUUUAUGCAGAUCAGUUGGGGACAAACAAUAUAGCAAGUUGUAAAUCUGUAAUUAAAUCUAAAAUUGCCCCAUGGUAAUUUGAAAAGGCCAAUAGUACAUUUAGAAACCAAAAAAAUAGAAUAGACAUGUGGAGGUUUAUAUCUAAUUAUUCAGCAUUAUUUAGAAAUAAUGUAUGGAAAUAUGAUACAGAUAUAUAUAUACAGAUGCAUCAAAAGAGGAAAAUGGUAAAACAGGAAUAGCAGUUUAUGUUCCGAAACAAAAAGUUAUCAUAAAAAGAAGAACAACAGAUAAUCCAUCAAUGUUUUCAGCAGAAAUGUUGGCAGUUAUUUUGGCAUUGCAGUGGCUGCUGGAGGUGAAGCCUAGUAAGGCAGAUAUAUGUUCAGAUUCAAUGUCUUGUUUAAUCAGUAUUAUAUGUGGAAAAUCUGAUAGCCGUCAAGAUCUUCUGGAUGAAGUUACUUAUUUGAUAUGUGCUAUAAAGCAACAACAAAUAAGUAUUUAAUUCACAUGGGUUCCAGCACAUAAAAUAAUUGCAGGUCAUGAAAAAGUAGAUAAAUUGGCUAAACAAGCAGUUAAGGAGAUAGAAAUUGAAUAUAAAGUCCCACUAAGUAGAACAGAAAUUAAAGUAAUUAUUAACGAUAAAAUAAAUAACAUGUGGCAGGAGAGAUGGAAUUUAGAAGAAAGAGGAAGGAAUUACAUAAAAUACAGAAGGAGGUCAUCCUGAAUAACAAUAAUGAAUAGGAGAGUUAAAAGUAUGGAUUAACAGGUUGAGGAUUGGGCAUACUAGUUUAAAAUUAAUAGGGAAUCAUCCAUCAGGUGAUUGUUCCUAUUGCGGGGAAACAGAAGGUGUAGAAAAUGUUGAUUUAUUGUAGGAAAUAUAUAAAAGAGAGGAAAGAAUUGGAAAGGGUGAUGGGGAGAUCAGUAAAUAUGGAUAAUUCAAGCACUUAUUAAAUAUGUAAAAGAUACACAAUUAGCAGAGAGGAUUUAGUUGGUAUGUUUGUGUGAGUGUAUAAGUAUGUAUAUAAUUUAGUUAUUUUAAGUUUUAAAGCUAAAUAAAUAAAAUGAAUUUAUGGAUUACAUCUCCGUCCAGUUGAUGGCGGUAAUGCACAAAGUUUGUAAACUACCAGAAAACGCUAUAGAAGAAGAACAAGAAAAAGAGGAAGACGAAGGAGGAGGACGAAGAAGAAGAAGCAGAAGAAAAAGAAGGAUGAGUUUCUCAAUACUUGACUCUCCAUCUCCCAACACCAUCCCUUCCCCAUUCCCUUCUCACUCCUGUGUGACGCACUGCCCUGAACUCGACCUGUCGAUCAGAUUGGCCCAGGCCCCAAACCCUGACCACAUGCAACAGAAGACCUGUCAGCUAAAGAAGAGUCAACACAGUGACCAACUCCAACAAAGGCCCCACCCACGAAGGCAGACUGAAAGGAAAAGGAACAUAAAGGUGUGUUUUGAAGAGCCAGAGGCUGUUAGAGUAGCACCAGAUCGAUGCAUUGUUCCUCAUCAGCACCAUCUUAGAGGACAGAGAGGGAGCUCAAAAUAUCGCCAUGUUGGAAGAUGUUCUAUGGAGCCUCCUGCUGCAGGACUUGACUGGACCCCAGGUUGUCUUGGCAAUGCAGAGCUGAAUUCCACUCUGCCCCUGAAGGUGGAGCUUCUGUCACUUCAGGAAAUGGAGUUUAAUUCCAAGAAAGCCCUUCAACAGACUCUGCUGAAAUCCAAAAGGACCAAGACUUUGAUCAAUGCCAGAGCAAUUGAAGUGGUGAAUGUUUCUCCCUCUCAACACCUCUUCAACUCUCUGGUGAGCGUCAGUGUGGAGGAGGAUGAGUUGCUAAGCCAGGUGCUGCAGGCCAAGCUCAUUUUAGCCCCACUGCCUUCCCAUCAUUACAAGUCAGCAGAGAGCCCCUCUCUCAACUUUUUUAUCACCUCUGAACUGUUCAGAAAGAAACCUCUCCAACAAGAAGAGGAGCCAGCCAAGUGUAAACCUUCCCCAAUGGCAAGCCCGGCACACUCUACCUUUGACCUCUACAGGAGACAGAGAUGCUGGGAGGCCAUACCCUGACAUACACAUUAGAGAUUUUCAUCUAUGAAUGUAACCUAUAUCUAUUCUUUAUGUUGUAUCACAAAGGGUUUGGCUUUAUAUUCACUCAUGCAUUUAGCCUCAAGGGCAACCACGUUUGAUGCUGUAUUUAUUUCUAAUAUUCUAUGUUGAAGGCUUUAAAAUUAGUUUUUGGAUUUCUCUGUGGGAAAAAGUCAUCAUUUAACCAAUUGUGGUGCUUGUAAAUUAUUUUUCUGAGAUCUAUUUAAUUGUUUUAUUUUCAGAUAAACAAGGUUCUGAAGGUC
Molecule: messenger RNA, 6998 nt
Organism: Poeciliopsis prolifica (blackstripe livebearer)
Lineage: Eukaryota; Metazoa; Chordata; Actinopteri; Cyprinodontiformes; Poeciliidae
Exons: 6
Coding region: 5731-6717 (328 amino acids)
Biological process (GO): negative regulation of phosphatase activity
Molecular function (GO): phosphatase binding
Source: RefSeq, a predicted model, not a curated record